Biomphalaria glabrata is the source of this 2301-nucleotide messenger RNA. RefSeq names its product DNA-directed RNA polymerase III subunit RPC10-like. The record is from RefSeq and is a predicted model, not a curated record. NCBI's taxonomy places the organism in Eukaryota, Metazoa, Mollusca, Gastropoda, Planorbidae. Bases 137 to 463 code for a protein of 108 amino acids. Gene Ontology annotation, cellular component: RNA polymerase III complex. Gene Ontology annotation, biological process: DNA-templated transcription; termination of RNA polymerase III transcription. The transcript has 3 exons. Gene Ontology annotation, molecular function: DNA-directed RNA polymerase activity; zinc ion binding; nucleic acid binding.
GUUCCACGUUUUAGAAAGAAACGAAUUAUCCAAAGACUUUUGUAAUCUAUUUCGUAUACUCCGUAUAGAUCUACAUAAUAUCACAUAUAAGGGUGAAAAACGUUGGAAAGUUAAUAGUCUAGAAAAAAAAAUCAUUAUGUUAACAUUUUGCCCUGUUUGUGCCAAUGUUUUGAUUGUAGAGGAGGGUCCAGAAUGUAUGCGAUUUGCUUGCAAUACGUGCCCAUAUGUGCAGAAUAUCACUAGAAAGAUUUCUCACAAAGUGUAUCCAAGAUUAAAAGAAGUUGAUGAUGUUUUGGGCGGUGCUGCAGCAUGGGAGAAUGUGGAUUCAACUGAAGUUACCUGUCCCAAGUGUGAGCACAAAAGGGCAUUCUUCAUGCAGAUCCAGACACGCUCAGCAGACGAGCCUAUGACGACAUUUUACAAGUGUUGUAACAUGGGAUGUAGCCAUAGGUGGAGAGACUAAUAGAGAACUUUCUCAAUGUAUUUAAUAAAUAAUAUAGAAUUUUGACCAGGAGCUUUCAGUUAGGCCUGCUGUUAAUUUUAAAAACUCAUUAUGAAUCUACUCAUGUAAGUCUGAUUGUUUAGAGUAUGUUAAUAAAUUAUUCUUUUAUAUUAAUUGAAUCAAGUAUGAAAGCUUAUUUAGUUGUAGCUUGUUCCAAGGGAAAGUUUCCCCCCGAGAUAAAGUUUGGCUUGUUUCAUUAAAUAUGUUUUCAGAUCAUUAAUUGGGUAUAGUGUGUAUUAAACAGUGAAUGUCCAGCUUGAUUUUUCCUAUUCCUCAUACUUGAGCAGGGUUCUGUUAAAGAACUGUGUUCUCGUUCUAAACUUCUCAUGAUGCUUGAGACUUGGGGACGCUUAUAAACUGUCAGCAGAUCAUAACAGAGGAAAAUUUUUUUUUUCAAGACUUUAAAAAAAAAAGUUUAAUCCACUUGAUUGUUAAUUUUGUUGACCACUUGAAGCUUGACUUUAGCCUCAUGCUUCAUUUGCCUCAAAGUGAAAUGCCACCUUGGAUUGACACACCGAUAUAAUUAAGUUCUCUGUUAGAAACCUAAAUAUCUACUGUGAAGGUUCAAAUAAAAUAAUUGACCAUGUCCUCCCAAUUGAAUAUAUUUAGCUAAUACUCCUCAUGAUGAUUUUCUUGUUGAUGUUUCCAACUUGAGUCUUUAUGUUCCAUAAUUAAUAGACUAGUUUCUAGCAAGUAAAGAGAACGAUAGGCUUGACUUAUAACUGUAUAUAUUUUGAACAAAUUUAAUCAUGUCACAUCCUGAUCAAACAAAGGAAGUAUCAAAUUGUAAGCUUGUUUGUUUGGGUUACAUUUGGGAUGUUAGGAUAAUUUACUUCCUAGGCCAAACAUACAGCAGGACGACAGGAUAUGAGUGGGCAGGGUAUGAACCCAGGACCAUUGAUAAGUCAGAACAACAGUCCAGCGUGCAAACCGCACAAUUAGGCAGCCAAGCCAAAGUUGACAUAAAAAUGAUCAAUUAAGAAAUGAAAACUUUAAAGUAAAUGAUUUAGAAGUGGGGGAAAAAAAUGAAUUGUUAAAUGGACGUACCCAUAAAUAAGUAUGUAAAUUUCUUCAGUUGUGUGAUGUCAAAAAAAAGGUCUGUUUUCUGUUUGAAUUGGGCACUUUUUUCUAGCUGACACUUAAGAGCAUCCAUCAGGUUUGUUUACUUUUUAGUGAUCAGUUUGUGACAUCUGGUGAAUGUGAAUGAUACAGUUGAUUAUUUUAGUGGAUGAGUGAAACAAGUCUCAGUGAAUUAGAUUUCAUAGCUAACUCAAUGACAUACCAUCAAAUGUGUAAUGUACUUUGGGUGAGAGUAUUCCACUUUGUGUGAAACAGCCUAUCUGACAAGGAGACCCAAUUAUCUGUUGUGUUCUUCAAUACUUCUGUGUAUGUAUCAUAAGACAGUUCUUUAAAGAUUUUUUUUCUUUGCUUGACUUCUGAAAUCUACAUAGUCAAGUCAAAUUUCAUUUCAUUCUGUGUGAAUGCUUACUUUUGUUUCGUGUACUGUUAUUAUUUAUGUAAAUAACAGAAUGUUAAAAAAACAUAAUUUAUGUAAAUAAAUAAUGUUAAUACUUAUUUUGUUUGUUAGGGACAUUUAUAUUAUUUCUAAUAGCUUUGUUUUGUUCCAUUUCUUUUUUGUUUUUGAUCUUUUUUCAGUGUUGCGAUUUUUGUUUUACACACUUUAAUAAUAAGAAUUUUGUAGGAGGGUGAGUAAUAAGUCUUAAAAAAAUACUCACAUAGUCAAUAGGGUUUGUUGGACUAGUCCGUUUCGUUUCUUUGAUUAAAAAGUAUUUAUUUUA